Pezoporus flaviventris is the source of this 1304-nucleotide messenger RNA. RefSeq names its product charged multivesicular body protein 6 (gene CHMP6). Gene Ontology annotation, biological process: vesicle budding from membrane; late endosome to vacuole transport via multivesicular body sorting pathway. The record is from RefSeq and is a predicted model, not a curated record. The transcript has 8 exons. NCBI's taxonomy places the organism in Eukaryota, Metazoa, Chordata, Aves, Psittaciformes, Psittacidae. The coding region runs from base 74 to 676 and encodes 200 amino acids. Gene Ontology annotation, cellular component: multivesicular body; ESCRT III complex.
GCCGUUGCGGGGCGCGGCAGGAGCGGGGCCGGGGCGGAGCGGAUCACGGAGCGGCGGCGGCGGCGGCUCGGCCAUGGGGAACCUCUUCGGGCGGAAGCGGCGGAGCCGCGUCACGGAGCAGGACAAGGCGGUGCUGCAACUGAAGCAGCAGCGGGACAAGCUGAAGCAGUACCAGAAGCGGAUAAACGCGAACCUGGAGCGGGAGCGAGCGCUCGCCCGGCAGCUGCUGAAGGACGGCAAGAAAGAGAAAGCCAUGCUCUUGCUGAAGAAGAAGCGUUACCAAGAGCAACUUCUAGAUAGAACGGAAAACCAAAUCAGCAACUUGGAGCGGAUGGUCCAGGAUAUUGAAUUCACCCAGAUCGAAAUGAAGGUCAUCGAGGGCCUGAAAAUAGGCAAUGAAUGUCUGCACAAGAUGCACCAGGUUAUGUCAAUAGAAGAAGUAGAAAGAAUAAUAGGUGAAACCCAGGAUGCUGUGGAGUACCAGAGGCAAAUAGAUGAGAUACUGGCUGGCAGCCUGACAGAGGAGGAUGAAGAUGCCAUUCUAGAAGAAUUAAAUGCUAUUACUCAGGAACAGAUGGAGCUUCCAGAAGUUCCUUCUGAGCCACUUCCAGAGAAGAUCCCAGAAGCAUCAUCCAUCAAGAACAGGCCAAAGCCAGAGCUGGUGGCAGCAUCGUAACUCCUGCUGCUGGGGAUUCCCCCACAUACCUUUCCCCGGGGACAGUUUGCCAUCCCAGCAUGUGCUGGGAACAAGCAAUGCCUCGGCAGCACCCAGCUGUGCUGGGCAGAUGUGGAGCAGGAUUCCCUGUGCGGGGAGGGGAACCUCAGCUCAUCAUUGCUCUUGUAUCAAGAUUAUUUUCUAGUGCUUUCUGUUUUUGUAACUCAAACCCUGAAGUCACUCAGCUGCGCCGUCACGGGGUUAAACAGCAGCUCCUCAACUUGGGAAGCCACCUGCUUUCUCUAGGUCUGAUCUCAGUGAAGAACCUGCCUUUGCUCUGACUGAAUCCCCAGGAGAUGCCACCCUUGGAGCGAUGGAGUGUUUGAAAUGGCUGGGCAAGAACAAACUGCUGCCCUCGGAGCCCCUCAGACCACGCUGUGUCUGCUCUGCCCUCAGUCCUUCGCUUUCCUUCUUCUGAUCCUGUUUGUGGAGCAGCUGCUGGUGUCCCUUGUGCUCGUGCAGAUCCAACUGGCUGGGGUGUAUGAGGCUCUGGAGGGGCACAGGCAGCCUGGAAGGAGGCAGCGAGCCUGAGCUUCCGCAGGCAGUGACACUUCAUGCUGCGGGUUGGAACCGGUUCUGUGUAAAGCCA